This is a messenger RNA of Culex pipiens pallens (northern house mosquito), 1928 nucleotides long. It is a transcript of the gene Ero1L, whose product is annotated as ero1-like protein. The transcript is spliced from 8 exons. Gene Ontology annotation, biological process: protein folding in endoplasmic reticulum. Bases 16 to 1653 code for a protein of 545 amino acids. The record is from RefSeq and is a predicted model, not a curated record. NCBI's taxonomy places the organism in Eukaryota, Metazoa, Arthropoda, Insecta, Diptera, Culicidae. Gene Ontology annotation, cellular component: endoplasmic reticulum; endoplasmic reticulum membrane. Gene Ontology annotation, molecular function: protein-disulfide reductase activity; thiol oxidase activity; FAD binding.
UUGCGUGCACUGCUGAUGGCUACGUGCCAAAAUAGACGUCCAGCAAGCGAUGUUGUGGUUGUGAAUGGGGACUUGCCUCUUCAUUCUCUCUGUUUGUGUUUUCCGAUCCCGUCGAGGAUUGAAUCGCGGAGAAGCAGGUUGAGUCUGCAGACCAGACUGCAGCAACAAAUGAAUGAAGCGACAAUGGUGUCAGUGUCAAUGGCAUCGCGGCGGACGCGACAUUCCGGCGAAUUAUCGAAGCUCCAGUGGCUGGCUGUGGGAGUUGUGGCAUUUUUGAGCAUAGUAAAUCUUUCGUGUGGGUAUUUCUACUCGGAAAACCCGGAACCCGGCUCGGAUCGAUUUUGUUUCUGCCAGUUGCAGGGCACCAUCGACGAUUGCAGCUGCAACGUGGACACCGUAGACUACUACAACAACGUGAAAAUCUACCCGCGGUUGCGCAGCAUUCUCGUCAAAGACUUCUUCCGCUACUACAAGGUGAACCUGGCGAAGGAAUGUCCGUUCUGGGUCGACGACAGCAAGUGCGCGAUGCGCUUCUGUCACGUAGAGCACUGCGAGGAAAAAGACAUUCCGCCGGGGUUGAAAGGGGACGUUUCGUCGUAUCAGAAGUACAUCAAGGAGGUGCAAACGUUGACCAACUGCAACGAAGAUCUGGAUGUGGAGCUGGGCUUCCUGAACACGAGCAUUAGCGAUAAGGCACAUAAAGAGUUUAAGAAGUGGGCGGAUUAUGACGAGGCACAGGACAACUUUUGUAUACUGGACGAUCACGAACCGGGCGCCGAGUACGUUGACUUGCUACUGAAUCCCGAACGUUACACCGGAUAUCGGGGAGAAUCUGCACGAAGGAUAUGGAGUAGCAUCUAUCUGGAGAAUUGCUUCCAAUCCCACUCGGUUCGCCGAAAGAAUCCGUAUUCUGCCAUGAUCCCGUACAAUGAUAUGAUCCAGAACGAGGUCUGCCUGGAACAUCGUGUCUUCUACCGGAUGGUCUCGGGACUUCACUCGAGUAUCAAUAUCCAUCUCUGCGCGAACUACCUCUUGUCGGAGAAAUCUUCCAUGGGCUUUGUCUCCCCAACGGGAGUGUGGGGAACGAAUCUGGACGAGUUUGAGCGAAGAUUUAGCCCACACACGACGGACAACGAAGGAUCGCACUGGCUGAGGAACCUUUACUUCGCCUAUCUGGUAGAACUGAGAGCGCUGGCCAAGGUUGCUCCGUACCUUAGCAGUGAGGAGUACUUCACGGGUCAAGACAAGGAGGACAAGGAGCUCAAGUUUGCUGUUAAAGAUCUUCUCAGCGUAAUCGAAACCUUCCCUUCACACUUCAACGAGUCGGUCAUGUUUAGCGGUGGAACUUCUUCCAUAAAGCUGAAGAAUGAAUUCCGCGAAAAGUUUAUGAACAUUUCCAAAAUCAUGGACUGCGUUGGAUGCGAUAAAUGCCGACUUUGGGGAAAAUUACAGGUCCAAGGAAUGGGUACUGCUUUGAAGAUCCUGUUCUCGGGCAAGUUUGACGAUAAGAUCGAUUCGAGCUACGCAGCCAAAUUAAAAGAGGACAGUAUGUUCAGGUUAAAGCGAUCGGAAAUUGUUGCACUUUUCAAUGCAUUUGGAAGACUAUCAACAAGUAUUCAUGAGUUAGAGGAAUUCCGCCAGCGGAUGCGAUAAACCAGCCCCGCAACCAUAGUCAAUUAUUUUCUUUCAAACAGACUGGCAGUGAACUGAAAUCAGUGAUACAGGUGCUUGUGAGGCACGCUAAAUUGGCUAAACAUAACCGGUGACUUUCAUUCUGCCGAAGGUUUAGCGUGCAAUUCCUAGCAUUAAAAUCUAAGUACUUGUAGAUUGUAUGUGUUGGUACUUUCAAUAGGGAUCUUGAGUGUAAUUUAUGUGAAGACAAUGAUAUUUAUAGUUUUGUAAAUAAAUGAUUUAUUUUUAUCAUGUUA